Molecule: messenger RNA, 5886 nt
Organism: Eufriesea mexicana
Lineage: Eukaryota; Metazoa; Arthropoda; Insecta; Hymenoptera; Apidae
Exons: 23
Coding region: 1-5508 (1835 amino acids)
Molecular function (GO): guanyl-nucleotide exchange factor activity
Source: RefSeq, a predicted model, not a curated record
AUGGCUUACGUACUCUGGCGGGUCUUUAUGAAGAAAUACUCGAAGGUGCGGCUGGGGCUCAGGAAUCUGCCGGUAAUACCGGCCGAGCGUCGAGGGCCAGAAAGAGAAGAGACCUGGACCCUAGCCCCGGACCACCAUGACCCAUGCUCGUUCUUCGACGACAUCUCGGAUAUCAAACAGUCGAAACCAGUCCACGAUGCAGACAGCGUGCAAUCUCGGAUCACGGUGGACGAAUCGAGCGAGGUCCCCGAGUCUGGGACCCUGCCCCGAAGCCAGGAGACCAGGAAGAGCAAGACGAAGAAGGUGAAGAGCUACCUGAGGAAGUGCAAGGGUGCUCUCUCCAAGAGCGACGAGGCUUCCUCCGACAAGAAGCGCCAUGAGCACUGCACUUCUUGGUACCUGGACGAGUCUCACCAAGAGGACAUGGAAGUCCUUUUUCAGAAACAGUCUGAGUUUCUAGACGAAAGGAUCGUGGAGGCCGAAGAGGCCUCCAUCUUGAUCCCGGAUGAGACUUCGGAGGACAUAGCAAACCUCCCAGGCGACCCUCCAACGAACCUUGCGAAGGACGAUGGUGAUCAAACAGGGUACGAAAUUCUCUCGAAACUAGCCGAGGAUGACCAAAGAGGUGACCUAAGAAGAAGUCGGACGUCCCUGUAUGAGGAUGCCAGAGACUCCAUGAACGACAGAGACUGCGCAGUGGAGGAGACCAGCUGCGCGGCCAUUAAGCCGGAGAGGAACGACGCUGUCUCUCUAGAGACGCUGACCACGGAGGACACGAAUCUGAACAAGUGCGACUCGAACGACACUCUGAUAGCGGAAGUGGUGGUGACCGGUGCCGAUGGUCCGCCCCUGGUCGACGUGGAUGAGGGAAAGGAGGAAGAGACGCGCGACCAGGAGUUGGACGGCGAAACACUGCGGGCUUUGUCGCUGGUCGGGGGUCGCGGAGACGUGGCGUCGCUGGUGCGGAACCUGCUCGGGCCGAUCUACGGCGACGGCGUUAUCAACCUGCUGAUAAGGCAGGCCCGUGACAUCCUGGUGUGCGCCUAUCACGGCAACCUGGACACCUUCCUGAGGACCUAUCUGUCCCCGGCCGCGUGCCUGCUGGCGGAAGUGAAGUCGGUGGCCUCCGAAACGGGGAACGAGUCGGUGAUACCGGAAGGCUGGCCUCUGACGUUAGGCAGACGUGGCCUCGUCCUGCAGCUAGGAGAGCUAGAAGCCUCCGCACUACGUCUCGGGGAAUGUUACCUCUGCAUACGCAGCGCAGCUGCAGUUGCAACCACCUCGGGGAGCGGCGAAGCUGCCGCUGGUGAAACCGUCGAGCGGAAUACCGUCGAGAUCGCAGUAGUUUGGCGAACGACGUCGAUGAGGGCCCCAGGGUUCCUCGGCUGGGACCGCGAGGAGGAGUUCAUGGACUGGCGGGAGGUGUCUCGCAAGGGGCAGGGGAGCACCGGCGCGGCGGGCAACAGCCUUGCUGGGCCGCAAUCGUCGAGUACCGCGAAGAGCAUGCGGCCCAGGCGACGUUCGCGCGAGGAGGCUCGCUCGAGGACACGCGAUCAGGGCUGCGCGUUCGAGCACCGCCGCGAGGAGACGCGGUCGAUCGACCGGUUCGAGUGCAAGAGCUCGAACGAGGGGCGCGACAUCGACGCCGAGGUGGACGCCGGUCACGCGGUGAUGAAGUCCAGGUCAACGUCGAGCGUGGGCACGUGGAAGGCGGAGCUGGACGAGUCGAACGGGACGUCGACGCGGCCAAGCUCGAACCACUCUUCUAGUCUUUCCAGCGACGAGUGUCGCGCCAAAGUGAAGAGGUGCGCCAAGGUCGUCUCGUCGAUGACCAUGGAGAAGUGGAAAGAGACGACCAGGUGCGAGACCAGGAGCAAAGCACUGGCUCCGGACGACCUGAAGACUCCUCUGCGGCUGGACGAGGCUGUGCUGGAGCAGAAGCAGGAGGGGAGUCUCGCGAACGACCUGGAGAACAGGCUGCAGAGCCUGAGGAAUUUGGAUGACGUCGGAGACGACGAGUUGCCGGCGUUUAUCGGCAACCUGUUGGUCUCCGUAGAGAGGAAGAUUGAGAGGGUCUCCUUGGACGACCUGACGUUCCCCUGUCCGGCGUGCAGGAACAUAGACACCGACGACCCUCUGCUGGGCUGCAGGUGCGCCGGAGAGGACUGCGGCUGCGUCGCAGGCGAGGAUGUUUGCGAUUGUUCGUCCUCGGCGAAGACGAGGAAGGAACAGUCGACGAGGAGCUUCGAGAUUGCUGGGAUCAAGCACAUCGACAGCGACGACGAGGAAGAGGUGCGGAUGGGAUUCGGAACGAAAAAGAGAGUGGACGACGUGGUAGCGCCCAGGACCAUUCACGACAUACCGGAACACGUUCUCACGUGCGGCCUCACGCUUCCUGGCUGCACGGAUGCCCACGGCAGACCCGUUCUCGAGUUCGAGGACGAGCCGUCCAGGAGAGACGCAAUCUCUGUCAAAGACCUGUCGUCGUUUCUACUCUACCUCGCUCGUUUGCCCAGCUCCGACAUCGCCAGCAACGGAUUCACCCUUCUUGUCCGAGGACACGCUCCAGAGUGCCUCGAGUUCCUUGACAAGGUCCUCACUGUCGUGCAGGGACGAGUGAACGUUUCCCACGCCCUGCUGCUGCAAAGCUCUGUCACGGAGGACUCGAUCGAAUCGCAGUUACCUUUGAGCCGUGUCAAGACGACCGUCGUCGACGAGGGCGCUUUGAGAGAGCACAUUCCCAGGCGGGAGCAGAGCCACGACCAGGCCCAGUGGAUCGCGUUCUAUAAGGACUACGAUGUGCUAAUGACGGAAUGGCAGUCGGCUGGUCGCAGACUGGCCCUGGAGAUGUCGGAGCUGAAGGAAUGCAGCAGCCUGUCAGGCACCUUGACGCCUCUCGGUCGGCUCCUCACGGAUCCCACAUUGAGAAGAACGUCCAGAGAUGCCGAGGAGGCGAUCGCCUCUCUGGAAGAGCGCGCGGCGCCACUGCUGCACCUCGAGCACGUCAGAUUGUCGGUGAAACGGGCACGGAGGCUGGUGGAGGAGGUCGGGAACGCAGCCACCAGGCUGGAGUCGUCGUUCGAGUCGCGACGCGCCACCAUUCGCAACCUCGCGGUUCUCAGGAGUAUCGAGGACCAGGCCCACGAGGUGUUAUCCUGGUUCUGCAAGAAAGGCGAGGACGUGCUAUCGAAACACGGGCAGCACGCGGCGACGAGCCUAACAGCAGCACGGCUUCACGAGAGAGAAUUCGAAAAGUUCUACUUCACGUCGAUGAGACAUCUUGACAAAGGAAGCGACCUUGCCGAGGCGGCGAGUGCGAGUGGGCUGCGCGAGCUCGCAAGAUCCUUGAAGCACCACCUUCGAGGAUUCGGUUCCCGUCUGGAGGACAGGCGCGAGUACCUCGAAGACACGUCGAGAUGCUGCCUGCUCCAAGACCGGGCGUACGAGUGGGCCCAGGAGGCCCGUCUCGCCGGCGAACGGGGGGCCCAGCAGUUCCUCAUGGCCAGACCACCCCUGCCGCCCGAGCAUUUCACGGAAAUGAUGGCGCUGGCCGAGAAGCUCGGUAACGAGAUCCUUCUGGAACAAUGCCGUAUCGCCAGGAACAAGUGCGCGGAAGCGCUAGAGAUGGCGAGGACCACUUCCGCACCAGGCAGCCCUGCCAGAAGGAGAUCCUUCGCUGCCUCGGAGUCUGCUACCUCCUGGGAGGACAGUCUGACCAAGAGAACUUCGUGGGAUGACAGUGACAGCAGCGCAUCGUACACUUGUCCCAUGGAGAGCGUAGGGUCGGCAGGAAGUGGCGGUCGACCAGUACUGGACAACAUCGCAGAGCUUCGAGAGAGCGCCGAACAGCUGCUCGAUUGCUCUCCACCGAGGACACCACCCCGAAGUCCGGCUCCGAGGCGGCUGGUGAAACCACCGGUGAACUCGCACCUUCACAGAGCCGCCAGCAUUGCUCCUGGAAUGAAAGCGAAGAAAACAAUACUGCUCAUAAUGAGGGAAAUGAUACAGACCGAACGAGACUACGUGAAGUCUCUCGAGUACAUAAUAGAGAAUUAUAUCCCGGAGCUGGUGCGGGAGGACAUUCCUCAGGCGCUCAGGGGACAGCGCAACGUGAUCUUCGGCAACGUCGAGAAGAUAUACGAGUUCCAUAGUCAUUAUUUCCUGCGGGAACUGGAACAGUGCGAGCAGUCGCCGAUGAAUGUGGGACAGUGCUUCCUCAGACACGAGAAGAAGUUCUACCUUUACGCGCUGUACAACAAGAACAAGCCAAAUUCGGAUUCCCUGAUGGCUGAGUAUGGCACCGCGUUCUUCAAGCAGAAGCAGCUCGAGCUCGGCGACAAGAUGGACCUGGCUAGUUACCUAUUGAAGCCGGUUCAGCGAAUGGGAAAGUACGCGUUGUUGCUGCAGCAGCUGGUGAAGGCAGGCACCGAUCUAUCGGAACAAAUGUCCGGCAAAGACGAGAAGGACGAAAAGGACGACAGUAUGAAACCGAUGGUCGAGGGGGAGACUGACUUGAGGGCGGCCGAGCAGAUGGUGCGAUUCCAACUACGGCACGGAAACGACCUGCUGGCGAUGGAUUCCCUGCGAGAUUGCGAUGUGAACGUGAAGGAACAGGGCAGGCUGCUUCGUCAAAACGAGUUCUUGGUAUGGCAGGGUAAAGGCAAGAAGUGCCUGCGACAGGUUUUCCUUUUCGAAGACCUUAUCCUCUUCAGCAAAGCGAGAAGAUUCCCCGACAGGAAGAACCUCGAUAUCUACAUCUACAAGCACAGCAUCAAAACGACGGACAUCGGGUUAACCGCCGUAAUUGCGGACUCACCUACAAAGUUCGAGAUUUGGUUCCGCAAGAGGAAACCAGGCGACACGUACACGUUGCAGUGUGCAAGCGAGGACAUUAAGAAAGCCUGGACGGAGGAACUGAGCAACCUUUUAUGGAAGCAGGCGCUGCGAAACAGAGAAGUGCGCCUGGCGGAGAUGUCGAGCAUGGGCAUCGGAAAUAAACCUUGUUUGGACAUUAGGCCUAGCGCGGAUCAGAUCAAUGAUCGUUCUAUUAGUGUAGCUCAACUCUCGAAAACACCUAGAUUUAGAAACUCGAUAGCGGUAUCAAUGACAGAGGACUCGGGGCGCUGCAGUAGGAGGCCACACAGCGUAAUUUCCGUCAGUUCAUCAUCGAGCAGCGGCGGAAGUAGCGGCCCUCCUACAACGUUGAACCUCGGUUUGGAUACCAGUCCUCGACCUCAUCAUCGUAGCACCACGCUUAACAGUCAGUGUAGCGUUGAAAGUGGGAUAAUAGCUGAUAUCUCGAUCGUCUCGGAUGACGGUGGCGACGGAACCGAAAGAAGUCACUGGAACUCGACUUUAGAAAGCCCCACGUCUCAUCUGCCAACGACGUCGACGCCUCUCCAAUCACCGACCAGCGCAACCGCGACUGCAACAAUUACCUCGGCUUCUUCGUCCGACACGAAUCUCACCAAUCUCACUUACGACCAAGACAUGUCCAUUAAUUUAUAAGUGUCACCCCUGAAAAGGGCGGCACGGCUCUGAUAUAGAAGAGUAUAUAUUAUAUAUAUAUACAUGUUGUGGAUUCACUUGCAAGUUGUCUUAUAGUGAAUGCAGUGUGACUCACCCGAAUUGCAUACAGUUUUUCAUUGGAAAGUGGCGACGUCCACGUACAUACGUGUAACUGAAUAGAGAGUAUUAGAGCGCGUAUUUUUCUUGGGCAAUCAUAGCUCGACGAAUGACCACGAGCUAUGAAGCGACGUGUACCACGUCGUAAAUACAGUCCAAUAGAUCGCUGCAUUACGCUUAUCACGUGAGUUCCGUAACGAGCGCCUGUUGCAAUGCAUUUAAGACAAACUCUGGGCUGUGCGACAGAGUUUGUAAAGAGGC